This is a messenger RNA of Odocoileus virginianus texanus, 2799 nucleotides long. NCBI's taxonomy places the organism in Eukaryota, Metazoa, Chordata, Mammalia, Artiodactyla, Cervidae. The record is from RefSeq and is a predicted model, not a curated record.
AUUGUUUUCCCUUAUGAUAUACCUUUCUGUGUGGACAGGGUAUCCACUACACAAACCCUAUCUGAUCUCACAGUGGAAACAAGAGGAGGACCUAGAGACAGUGGAGAAAAGACCUAUCCAGGGGGAGCAUCAGGAAGGUUUCAAGAUUCAACUUAAAGUUAAUGAAUCAGUCGUUCCACAAGAUACUUGUGGAGAAAAAAUAUCCAAUGAACUGGAUGUAGUGGAAUUCAAAAGGAGUGAUUCCUCAUUGUCCAUUUUACAUAAAAUCUGGGAAUACCAUGAUAUUGAUUAUCAGAACAAAAACCACGAGAGACGUUUGAGAAGUCAUGGGGUUGAGAACAUCUACAAACAUAAUGAAGAAAAUCAAUGUGGACAAACCUUCAGCCAAAUUUCACACCUUAAUAUACUCAAGAGAACUACUGAAGUAAGAGCGUAUGAGUGCCAUGCGUGUAAAAAGGCCUUCAUAGAUCAUUUAUCCCUGAAGAAUCACAUUAGGUCUCACACUGGUAGCAAACCCUAUCAGUGUAAGGAAUGUGGGAAAGCUUUCCAUUUUUUUGCUUGUUUUAAGAAGCAUAUGAAAACUCCCACUGAAGAGAAACCCUACGAAUGUAAGGAAUGUACCAAAGCCUUCAGUUGUUCUUCCUUCUUUCGGGCACAUAUGAAGAUUCAUGCAGGAAAGACAAGUUGUGAAUGCAGGGAAUGUGGGAAAACCUUUAGCUGUUCUUCAUCCCUCACAGAACACAAAAGAAUUCACAGUGGAGAUAAGCCUUAUGAAUGUAAGGAGUGUGGGAAAGCCUUUAGCUGUUCCUCCUCACUCUCCAAACACAAAAGAAUUCACAGUGGAGAUAAGCCAUAUGAGUGUAAGGAGUGUGGGAAGGCCUUCAGUUCCUCCUCUCACCUUAUCAUACAUAUAAGAAUCCAUACUGGAGAAAAGCCUUAUGAAUGUAAAGAGUGUGGGAAAGCCUUCAGUGAGUCCUCAAAGCUCACUGUACACGUUAGAACACAUACAGGUGAGAAACCCUAUAAAUGUAAGGAAUGUGGGAAAGCCUACAAUUGUCCUUCCUCCUUGAGCAUCCAUAUGAGAAAACAUACAGGGGAAAAACCCUAUGAAUGCCUUGAAUGUGGGAAAGCCUUCUAUCUUCCCACUUCCCUGAAUACACAUGUGAAAAAUCAGAGUAGAGAGAAACCCUAUGAAUGUAAAGAAUGUGGAAAAGCCUUCAGUUGCCCCUCGUCCUUUCGAGCACAUGUGAGAGAUCACACUGGAAAGGUGCAGUAUGAAUGUAAGGAAUGUGGGAAAGCCUUCAGUCGUUCCUCAUCCCUCACUGAACACUUAAGAACUCACAGCGGAGAAAAGCCUUAUGAAUGUAAGGAAUGUGGGAAAGCCUUCAUCAGUUCAUCCCACCUGACGGUACAUAUAAGAACUCACACUGGAGAGAAACCUUAUGAAUGUAAGAAAUGUGGAAAAGCCUUCAUUUACCCCUCAGCCCUUAGGAUCCACAUGAGAACACACACUGGGGAGAAACCCUAUGAAUGUAAGGAAUGUGGGAAAGCCUUUCGCCAUUCUUCAUACCUGACUGUCCAUACAAGGAUGCACACUGGAGAGAAACCCUUUGAAUGUCUGGAAUGUGGGAAAGCUUUCAGUUGUCCUUCAUCCUUUCGAAGACAUGUAAGAAGCCAUACUGGUGAGAAGCCCUAUGAAUGUAAGGAAUGUGGGAAAGCCUUUGUUUGUCCUGCUUACUUUCGAAGACAUGUGAAAACUCACACUAGAGAAAAUUUAUAAAGUAAGGAAUGAGGGAAUGUCUUUUUUCAAAGCUUAAGCAGCACAUGAGAUCUUACACUGUGGAGACUCACUAUGAAUGUAAGAAAUUGUCACUCAUCUAUUGGAAAAACCCAUAACUGAGAGAAACUCUGUGUUUGUAAAUCAUGUGGUAAUACCUUCAUGACCAUCACUUAUCGUGUUCUAAGAAAAUUCAUAUUCGAAGCAAAGAUCAAUGCCUCAUCCUUAAAGUGGGCUACUGCUGGCUCAUUGAUUUCCAGUUUUAAUUUUCUGAUAUGAAUGUUUAAGAUGGUAAAUUUCCUCUAAUACCUUUCGGCUCUAGCCACAUAUGUUUUGUUAUGAGGUACUUUUAUUUUGGUUCAGAUGUAAAUGUUAUUUCUAUUACAGAGUUUUCUGGACCCAUUGGGCAUUUAAAGUAUAUUUUUUUAUAUGUAGGCAUGAGUGAUCUUUUAUUACUAUUAUUAGUUACUGAUUAAUUCUCAUUGUUCUUUAAGUGUGCAGUCAUUGUGGUAUCGACAUUCCAGUAUUUGUAGUUUCUUUUGUAAAUGGUAAUUUCAUUUUGAUCUAGUAUGGCAGAAAUUGGAAAUUGUCUACCCACUAUUUCUCCCCACCUCUUUUUUUUUUUUUACAAAAGCAUUAUUAGUUUUUUACCAUUAAAAGCUUUCCCUGUCUAAUAAGUAAUCCAGUGGAAAUCAAUAAGUGCAAAAGCCUUGAUAGAAGAGUCUCAUCUGUUAUGGUAUUUUUGUAUUUUUUUCUUUAUCCUUGUUUAUGACUGGGAAUUGGACCCAAUGUUUUGAACUUUUCUAAAAGAGACCUUGCAACAGGAAAGCUACAAGUAAAGUUAGUUGGGCUGGUUUAUGUUGUGGUACUUUGGAUGUGGCUGGGACUGCAUUUCCCAGAGUCAGUUCUUUAUCUAGUUCCAGGUUUGAGUUGUCUAAAAUAAGAGUUUGUGUGAGAAUUGGAAGGCAGAGGGAAGAAACCAUUAUUCUGAGUUUGUGGGGCCAACGAGACAGGGAGACCGA